AUGGCAAACCAGCUCGUUGGCGUCAACCCUGGAGUGCAGCUGGGUCCUCCCAACGGGCUGAACGAGCUGCUCCCGCCCAAUCCGCCUUUGAACGCUGACCCCUUCGGCGGUCUCUUCGGUGACGUGCCCGUACACUGGAAGAACUGGUUCCUGUCGAUGGGCGACCGCUACAGUGUGCAGCGUUACUUCGGGCCCCUGAGAAGCCCUUCGAGCGUCGUAAACAUCCGCCGGCCUGGACCUCCGAACUGGGGCGGGACGCAUCUGCAGCCCUUCGAGAGGAAUUUUUACCGCGAGCACUUCAGAACGGCGUGGCGGUAUCCCGAGGCAGUGAAGGAAUACCGAGAGAAAAAUGGGAUAACAAUUCUGAAUGGACGCGGUGUUCCAAAGCCACUGCUGCACAUUUACGAAGCCAACUUCCCCGCAUGCCUGGUCGAAGCGCUCGAGGCUAACAGCUCCACCUCCUCUCCCACACCCGCUCAAGCCCAGUGCUGGCCUGUAGCACUCAAGGGCAAAGAUCUGCUCGCCGUUCUCGGAACCGGAGACGAAGGCAAGACCCUGGCUUAUAUCCUCCCAGCCAUCGUUCACGUCCUAGCGCAGCCGCGCCAAGAGCACCACCAGGGUUUCCUGGCACUGGUGCUUGCUCCAACACCCGAGGAAGCCCGCGAAAUUCAGCGAGUUGUGGGCAAACUCGAAACCUACACUGGCGUCCGUACUACGUGCGUCUGCUCCGGCGACCCGAAGGACCGACAGCUGAGGGAUUUGAGACGCGGCUUUGACAUCUGUGUCGCGACGCCCGGCCGUCUCCACACGUUCCUCAAGGAGGAUGAGUUGGACAUCGGCCGGUGCACGUACCUCGUGCUGGACGGAGCGGACCGUAUGGUCGACAUGGGCUUUGAGCAGCAGCUCAUCUCUAUCGCCAGGUACGUCAGGCCCGAUCGACAGACAAUGAUGUGGGCGUCGAGAAGACCGAGGCACCUGUAUCGGCUUGUGGACGCACUGCUGAAGGACUGCGUUGAAAUUCACAUCGGUAUGUGUCAGGCGUCGCCAGACCAGAGUGUUCAACACGUAGUCCGCGUCUGUGCCGACUCUGAGAAAGAGGCCGGACUUGCGGCACUCCUAGAGGACAUUCUGGGUGGGCAAGAGGAAGCAGCAGCCAGAAAGGUGAUUGUGUUUGCCGAAACAAAGAAGCGCGUUGACGACCUGGUGUCCAACCUGCGGCUCCGUGACCGGCCCGUCGUCGGCGUCCACGGCAGGACUUCGGAUAGCGUGCGCGAUUGGGCGCUGUCAGCAUUCCGCCGAGGCAAGACGCCCAUCCUGGUGGCGACCGAUGCGGCCACGAGGCGACUGCCUUCAGACGGCGUGCGCUUUGUGGUGAACUAUGAUUACCCGAGCAGCGCCGAGGCGUACUCAAGACGACUCACUCAUGCGUCGCACUCAACAGGCCGUGAUUCUGGUGUGGUGUACACAUUUAUUGAGCCGGACGACAGCCUAAGUGCCCGGCAAAUGAUCGGCAUUCUUCGUGCUGCAAAGUCAAAAGUCCACCCUGAACUGUACGCCAUCGCAAAGGCAACAAGGUGGACGAAGCGUGGAGUCAGCGACGUGUAA
Messenger RNA from Rhipicephalus sanguineus (brown dog tick), 1605 nucleotides. Its product is annotated as probable ATP-dependent RNA helicase DDX5. Gene Ontology annotation, molecular function: RNA binding; ATP binding; RNA helicase activity. The record is from RefSeq and is a predicted model, not a curated record. The coding region runs from base 1 to 1605 and encodes 534 amino acids. The transcript has a single exon. Gene Ontology annotation, cellular component: ribonucleoprotein complex; cytoplasm; nucleus. Lineage: Eukaryota; Metazoa; Arthropoda; Arachnida; Ixodida; Ixodidae.